Truncatella angustata is the source of this 1097-nucleotide messenger RNA. RefSeq names its product Emopamil binding protein-domain-containing protein. Gene Ontology annotation, cellular component: endoplasmic reticulum; membrane. The coding region runs from base 180 to 947 and encodes 255 amino acids. The record is from RefSeq and is a predicted model, not a curated record. Gene Ontology annotation, molecular function: cholestenol delta-isomerase activity; steroid Delta-isomerase activity; C-8 sterol isomerase activity. Lineage: Eukaryota; Fungi; Ascomycota; Sordariomycetes; Amphisphaeriales; Sporocadaceae. The transcript is spliced from 5 exons. Gene Ontology annotation, biological process: sterol biosynthetic process.
CAGCCCUUGUAAGCUACCGAACCCUGCCCGUAAACCAAUCAUUGGCACUCUAACUCAGUUUCGAGUCACUCAGUAUCACUGAUCGCGACAGACAAUUAAGCCGUGUUAAACUUUCAUGACUAGAUAUAAUCGUGACUUGGAGAGCAUUUGACGCGUCGCGCCAGCGUUUAGGUGCAAUAAUGUACGGCAAGCUCACAGAGCCCUCGGAGGUAAAACACCCCUAUUACCCCUUGGGCGUUGAGAUCCCUCACUAUGUCGUCAACACCACACCUGUGCCUGUCUUAUUGGCCGCUCUGGCCGGUAUGCUCGGUUCAGUGCUGUUAGCGACAAACAGACUGGCACUACGCUUCAACCCUGAUUUGUCGAGAACUCAGUUAGCAGUCUUUGGCUGGUUCGUUCUGUGUGGUUCGCUGCACUGUUUCUUCGAAGGAUACUUUGUCUUCAACCACGCUACCGUUGCCUCAUCACAGAACCUCUUUGCUCAGUUGUGGAAAGAGUAUGCGCUUUCCGACUCGCGGUAUCUGACCUCAGACCCAUUCAUGCUGAGCGUCGAGAGCAUUACAGUGUUUCUAUGGGGCCCGCUCUCCUACUUGUGUGCUUUGAGCAUUGUCAAAGAGCCAUACCUGCGUCAUCCGCUGCAGAUAAUCAUGUGUAUGGCGCACCUCUAUGGCGUCGCGUUGUAUUAUUCGACCAGUCUGGUCGAGACGUAUUUCACCGGUCGAGCGCACAGCCGACCAGAGUUCCUCUACUUUUGGGUAUACUACGUCGGGUUCAACGCUCCCUGGGUCGUGGUGCCCGCUCUCUUGCUGGCUGAUAGUCUAAGGACUAUCACGAGAAAACUGAAGAGUCUAGAUGCUGUGAGAGCUGGGCUGGAUGGUUAUCAAUUGAGGAAUGGGGAUAUACAGUCGAGUCUUGCAGUCAGAAAGACGCAGAAGAAAGAACAAUAAUCAUGUCUACAUCGACACAUUAUGGUGUUCCUGGUUUGUUCAUGAAUAAGCCGUCCGCACUUGCUUCAAAUAAGUAUGGCCAGGAGACUCACCACGAUAGGCAAGCUAUCAUUAUGAAAGUUUAAUAACAUCGCAUAAAUUGAACAUGAA